GGAUCUUCUAGACUUCCCUAGCCUCUCCGGAUAUGUGCCUGGUGCAACGCAAGCCUUCAGUGGGAUGGAAAUGAGGCGGUUUGAAUGGUGACUCAUCUGAUGAUGACUCUGGAGAAUAUAUAGUCCUCUUGGGUACAGGCAUGCACGAGACUUUGAGAGCCACCCUGCAAUGGUCUCUUCUCCAGUGACCCAUAGUCAAGUUUGGCUAUGGAUAGAUCCUUUGCUAUUUCUUCUUUUUUACCCACUGGCUCCAGGAUCCAGCCAGCCCUCUUUUUCUACUCCAGCUUCUGUGUCACUAAUGGACUUGUGGCCGUGGUGGCAGGUGUGAAUUCCUUGGAACCUGUGGACUUCUCAUAAGCUUUAUCAGAGAACCUUGACAGGAAUCUGAGCCCUUAUAUACCAGGUACUGUGUUAAGCCUGUUACAUGAAUUAUCUCAUCUCAUUCUACAACAAUCCUGUCAAACAGACAUUAUUAUUAUCCUUACUUUACAGUUGUAGAAACUGGGGUCAUAGGGGUUUAAGUAAAUUAAUAAGUGAUGGAAUGAGGAUUUGAAUCUAGGGCUAUGUAUUCCAAACUAUUCCUCUUAAUCUCUAAACUUCCCUGCCCUGCACUUCAAUUAAGAAAGGCCUUGGUCUAAGGCAUCCAUGAUAUCUUCAUGUACCAAAUGGAGGAAUGUUCAUUCAAUAGAGAAGAAAAUGACACCUGGUUAAUGGGCAGGAGUACCCAUGAAUAUUAUGUUGGAUUAAGAUAUCAGUCUACUGAUGACUUAGAACAUAACCAUCAGCCCCAAGACUACACCCUGUGAGAAGACAGUGAGAUGUCUCAUCUAAAGUUCUUCCUGAUAUAAGUCCUCUGGAGAAGGUGUGUCCAGGACCUAGAAAGCAGAACUUUUGUAGGGCCGUACACCAUGGCUUUCUUAGUCUGGAUAUUUAAAGUUACUGGUGUCUAUAAGCGUGCUCCCAAGACAGGAAGAGGCGGUCAGCGACUUGGAAAGCAGGGUCAUAAUCAGGGCGAUGGCCACAGGCCUGGACCACUGGAACAGCACCAUCAAUGACACCUGGGACGGGGAUGAGCUAGGCUACAAGUGCCGUUUCAAUGAGGACUUCAAGUACGUGCUGCUGCCCGUGUCCUACGGCGUGGUGUGUGUGCUGGGGCUGUGUCUGAACGCCGUGGCGCUCUACAUCUUCCUGUGCCGCCUCAAGACCUGGAACGCGUCCACCACCUACAUGUUCCACCUGGCCGUGUCCGACGCGCUGUACGCGGCCUCCCUGCCGCUGCUGGUCUACUACUACUCCCGCGGCGACCACUGGCCCUUCAGCAUGGUGCUGUGCAAGCUGGUGCGCUUCCUCUUCUACACCAACCUUUACUGCAGCAUCCUCUUCCUCACGUGCAUCAGCGUGCACCGGUGCCUGGGCGUCCUGCGCCCGCUGCGCUCUCUGCGCUGGGGCCGGGCCCGCUACGCCCGCCGGGUGGCGGCCGCCGUGUGGGUGCUGGUGCUGGCUUGCCAGUCCCCCGUGCUCUACUUUGUCACCACCAGCGUGCGGGGCAGCCGCAUCACCUGCCACGACACCUCCGCACCCGAGCUCUUCGGCCAGUUUGUGGCCUACAGCUCGGUCAUGCUGGGCCUGCUCUUCGCGGCGCCCUUCGCCGUCAUCCUGGUGUGCUACGCGCUGAUGGCCCGGCGGCUGCUGAAGCCGGCCUACGGGGCCUCGGGAGGCCUGCCGCGGGCCAAGCGCAAGUCGGUGCGCACCAUUGCCGUGGUGCUGGCCGUCUUCGCCCUCUGCUUCCUGCCCUUCCACGUCACCCGCACCCUCUACUACUCCUUCCGCUCGCUGGACCUCAGCUGCCACGCCCUCAACGCCGUCAACGUGGCUUACAAGAUCACCCGGCCACUGGCCAGCGCCAACAGUUGCCUGGACCCGGUGCUCUACUUCCUGGCCGGCCAGAGGCUCGUGCGCUUUGCCCGAGACGCCAAGCCGCCCACAGACCCCACCCCUACUGCCCCGGCUCGCCGCCGGCGGGGCCUGCACAGGUGGGACAGAACUGACGUCAAGAGGAUAAAAGAUGUGUCCACCAGCAGUGAGGAUUCUAGGCGGACAGAGUCCACCCCGGCUGGUGGGGAGAGCUCUAAGGACGUCCGGCUGUAGGACCCGAACCCCUCAGGCCUGUGCAGGUUUAUCAGGUGGGAGUGGGGCUGUAGGGACUAGGACUUCUUCAGAAGGGCUAGCCUCCCUGGAUACGGCCCACUAGUGACUCAUGCCCGAUGGUCAAGGGAGCCCUGGCCUCGAUGCUCUGUCAUUUGGCAGAUGUUCUCUGUGGCCCAGAGAUUUCAACAGUCCCUAUGACGCCGGUCACAAUGUGUGUGUGUGAGCUGGGGAACAAGGUUUCAAGAAAGGCAAGGGUAAGGGGCCGGUGCUGCCCCCGCCUGACUCCCACAGGCUGUGCCUUCCAGGUAUUUAGCCUGAUCAAGUCAAAUGGAGAAACAGGCCCAGAGAGGAAAGUGACUUACCAAGGUCACAUAGUCUGGGCCUGAGCUGCCUAGGAGGGGCAGGGUUAUGGGUUGACCAAAGGACCCUGGUAAGGAGCCAGGGCAGAGCCAGAGCUUCCUACAGAGGGCUCUGGGGCAGGUGUGGAUGCCACAAUGGACACACCUCUGAGAGAGGAAGGUAAUGUCAGGGAACCACUGUCAUAGACCCAUCUGGAGGCUCCCCUGGGCUGGGAGCCAGUUUCAGGCUAUAACUUCUACUGAAGUUGUUGUUGCCUGCUGCGUUGCGCCCUAUUGUGUGGUUUGAGCAUGAGGAUGCAGACUAUGGAGCUCUUGCUGUCCACACUGGGGUCCUUUCUCCAACCUGUGCUUUUCUGCCACCUGCCUUCCCACUAGUUGCCUCAGUGCUAGUGUCACGUCAAGGAUCCCCUCUCCAGACCCCAGGUCAUCCCUCACUUUAAAGCAAACUGACUUUUGUGCCUGGCUUUACUGGGUGCAGACAGGAGGCAGAUGGGGUCCUGUCCUUAGGAUCCCCCAGUUUGGGACUUAAUGGCUAUGGCCAGUCAUGUGCUGGUAAAUGUUAAACCAUCUAACUGGCUCUCCAGGGCAUGAGGGGGACCCCUUAUCUGUAGCAUUGCCAAUUGCCAUGGUGCAAAUACUCUUGCCUUAGCCGAUUUCAGACUACUAAUGUGAUGUCAGCCUCCUUGCGAAAUUCCUGAAAAUUUAACAGUUGCUCUUGCAAGCAGGUCUGAGAUGCUCCAGCACACCACUAGAUAGUGCUGAGUGGCUGGGGCUGGGGACCAGGGGGUCAGGGAGGCUUCCUGGAGCAGGGGACACUCCUGAGCUGUAGCUUCUGAGCAAAGCAGUUCAUCAGAGAAGAACAUCCAGGUGCAGGGUGUGUCCUGGGCAAAGAUAUGGGGGCAGGAAAGCAGGGUAUGCAGGAUCUGGAAGCAGGCUGGGCAGCUGGCACCCAGGCUCAAGGCAGGAAUGAGGCUGGGGUGGGUCGAGAGGGUACCAAGUCAGGGCUCCCUCCUUGCCUUUACCUGAGGUUUCCUUUGCACUGGGCCUUAGUAUAGGAGAGAUUCACUUCUCUUUCUGCCCCAUCCUCUGUUACGGCAUAAUAGUUGGUGCUCAGGCCAGGUCAAGCUCAGGGUGAGGGAGAUCUUUCUCACCUGUGACAGAUUCUGGGUCCAGCCAGGACCACUGUGGAGAUUUGUAGAGCUCGGCUGGACAGGGCCCAGCUCAGCCUUAGGGCAGGAGUUGGGCAAACCUGACGGGCUUCACUCUUAAUCUCAAAUGUAAAGACUCACUCCCUCUCCCUCUGGCAAUACUCCUUGCCCUAUGAGAGAAUAUUCUUUUCUCCCCCCAAAUGCUGCCUGCCUCUUAUAACUUCUUUACCCUUCCCACUCUACUUUGUCAGAAUGGAGUACCCCCCUGCCAAGGGUUACUCUAUUUAGAGUCUAGCUUCACAGUUCCUUCUUACAACAGGGACCCAUCACAAGCCAUGACCCAGAAAAAUUACCCUGCAUUGUGCAAUGUGGGUGACCUGUUCAAAGUAGUGUGAAAGGCUUACCUCCCACAUUCUAGGUUCUAUACUUCUGUUAAUGUAACCACAGUCCCUAUGAGCUUUUUUUGUGACUAUCUUUUACAGACUGUCCUUGAGCCUUUCCUGCAGGCCCAAGCUUAUCUCUUUCUUACCAGCUGCUGCUCAGGCUGGAUCCCAUCCUAGUUUAUAGGAACCCAGGUAAGAUUACACCCUAGAGUCUAAAUGCUGGGCUCAGAUACCCUUAGCCCUGGUUAGGCCCAGAGGCAGGAGGUUAUACAUCUUGAUUUGGGGGGCUCUGGAGUGUGCAUCUGUGGUUAGGGGUAGGGCUAUGGCCAUCACAGGCCCAAGUUCCCUUCGUUCCCAUCCCUUUCAUGUCCUGCAUGCCUGCCGCCCCCCAGCAGCUGCCCUGGAGACCCUGAGAACCCAGGGCCCUAUAGCACAUGGAGCCAACACUAUGGCCUGGCCCCAGGAAGCCUUCCUUGAACCAGCCACCUGCACUUUUCUAAGGACAAAGGAUCUAGAGGAAAGGAGGGCCUUAACCACCAUCUAAUCCAGGGUUAGACACUGCGUGGGGGUAGGGAAGAGGGUCCCACCCCUAGAACCCAGUCAGACCGCCUGACCCCUUGAAGUGGCCACCUGGCCUUGCUGCUCAAUGCCCAGGCCAUCCACCUAGCAGGUGAGGUUCCUGAUCCUCCUGCCUUGGGCUAUUUUCAGCCCAAGUAAGAGCAGGAUUUUCCACUCUCAAACCCAGACCAUUGUCCAGUAGUGACGUGAGGGGACCUGCCUGCUCUCAAAAUAUCUCCUCUUACUCAUUAGGCCUCCCUGGUCCCUCCCAGCCACCGCUCCUCCUCGCCCUGACAUCACUUCCUGGGGCUGUUGACUCUUGAAGGCCACUUGAAAGGGCAUAGCCACCUGACGGGGACCCCAGGGAUUAUCCAGGCCCAGCUGUAGACUCCAGAGGGCCUUGCCCAAGGUCACUCUGCAGGCCAGCAUGGUGCCUGGAUGUGUGCCAGGGGCUCAGGCUGGCCCUGCUGCUCUGCUCCCUUUAGUUCAGGUCAGUGCCUUUGUGGGAUUCCUGCCUUCACCCCCCACUGCCCCAGCUCUUCCCAUCCUGGUGGUUGGAGCUAUUGGAUAGAGCUGUGGCACUGAAGUCAGGGGCAGAGGAGAAGAGAGGGGGGCAGUGGGGUGAGGUGGGGAGGAAAGGCCUGCUGUCCAGCUUGCAGCAACUAUUCUCGGUGAGCUCUGUGUAUCCAGGACAGGGGCCCUGGCACAUGGGGCAGGGCGGGAGGGUAUCUCUGCUGUGGAUGGCAUGCGUCCCAGGUCCCAGGAGGGAGGUCAGGCUCCCAAAGCUACCCCUCUGCCACCACCAUUGUUAUGGCAGAUUUGGGCUCUUCUGUUUAGAGUCAAGCUCAUGAGGAAGGAUACACAUGCAUUACCCCAUGUCCCAGGCACCAUGCCAGACCCUCUCAUCUCUAUUAUUUAUUCUUCCCACAACUGUGUGAAAUAGACACAUUAUCCUCAUUUAGCAGAUGAGGGCACAGGCUCUGAGAAGUGAAGACUUGCUCCAAGUUAUAUGGGCAGUAAGAGGGUGAGUCAGGAUUGAAUCCAGGCCCAUCAGAUGCCCACAUUAGUUCCCUUUCCAGUAACCCAUGCCACUUGCUGGGCAGGAGGGUCUGUAAGCAACUGUAAGCAACCCUUUGGGUGACUCAAAAUGAAAAGCGUGGUGUAGUGGGGAUGGGGUUAAGAGCACAGAUUUGAUGCCCAUACCCCCUCUGUUUGAGUGUUGUCUCCAUUUCCUCCAGCAGUGGCUCCUUGGGCAGAUUACUGAGUCUUGCAGGACCUCAGUUUUCUCAUUUCCGAAAGGACACACUACCACCCAUGUGGGGCAUCGGGUCAGUACACACAAAACACUUAGAACAGUACCUGGCACAUGGUAGGCAUUUACAUGGCAGGCUCUGUGCCAAGGUGAUACAGAGGCAAACUGGCUGCACCCUGCCCUUAUGGAGUCGACAUAAUGUAGUAUAUAACCACACUAGGAUACAUUAUUUGAAGGAAAGGAAUGUCCAGCCAGUGAGCAACAGUGGGCCUCCUGGGACGAAGGCUUCCCCAGGAUAUAGGAGGAGGUAGGGAGGUCUACCCUGGGAUAAGGUGUGGGGCUACCCUCUGCCCUGCGUGGCACUGGGUGGCCUUCAGGCCCAUGGACCUGUGUGUGCUUACAGAACCUUGUCCCUGUGCCAGGCUGUGAGAGGGCAGCAGGGAGGAGCAAGAGGGGGAGGAUGAGGGGAAAGGAAGGAUGCCCUUGAUAACAAGCUUCUAUAGCCAGCCCCUAUGGACCAGCAGGCUCCCACUCACCCAUGGCAAAAGGCUUAACCAUUUCUCCCUGAUGGUCUCCAUCAUAGGGUGCUGCAACUACUUCUUCAUUCAACCAAGAGCCUGGAGACCCACGGUGGCAGGACUGGCUGGGAGCUGGGCCAGAGCAGCCAAUGAAUGGGCAACUUUUGCUGUGUGACCUGAGGCCAGCUGCCUGCCCUCUCUGGGCCACUCUCUGGAGCUUGGAGCCCUUGCCACCCACUUCCCACUUCUUGCCUCAGUUAGGGCCUCAGCUACCUAGAUCUUCAGCAAAGGCACAACUAACAGUUGCUCCCCCAGGCACUCCCCAAACUCCCUGGGUUCUCAGUUCUGAGGACUAGAGUUGGCAGCAGUUCUUCCCUGGCAUCAAGUGACAGAGAGGUAAAGCAACUCCAUUGGCACCUCACGGUGGGUUGGAGUGCAGCUGAUCCAACGUCUGAUGCCCCUGCCUCUUGCAGGGCAGAGGGUGGAGUCUAGCCUGGAGUGCCCGAACUGCAGCAAAUGUGUUUGCCUUUCCAAGCGGCAUGCACUGGUGGGGGGUGGAGAUGAACCCCAGAAGCCUAGCUCUCAUCCUCUUCUGCCCUGUGCACCAUGUGACUUGCUGAAUGCCUUCGCCUCUCUGAGCCUCAGUUUCCCUAUCUGCUGUGGGGCGUGGCUCUGCCCAGCCACUCUUCCUCUGGUAUGGUUUCCUGAGCUUGCCUCUUUCUUGGCUCCAGCUCAGCCAGGUGUCCAGUCUUAGUCCUGUCCCAGCCAGGAACAAUGGGCUGGGCUGGGCCAGUCACUCCUGGCCCCAGACUCAGUCCCCAGGGGCUCACCCUGGACUAUUUUCAGCCCUGGGAGAUGGAGUCAGAAAAGGAUUUUCCACUCCCAGCACAAUGGCUGCCCUAGACCAUUGUCCAGCUGUGACAGGAGAUCCGCCUACCCCAAAAUAUCUUCCCUGCCCCUACUGUGUGGGCCUCCCUCUCCUGUUCCUCACCCCCCCACCUGGACAUGGCUUCUUGGGGCUGUUAACUCCUGAAGGCUGUUGUGGGUUCAUGUAAGCCCCCUGGAAGACAUGACCAGCUGGAAUCAGUUUUCUCUCCUGGCAGGGACCCCCAGGAAUCCUUUGACUAUUUAGAGGGACGAGAGGCCCAGAGAGAGCUGCGCCUUGCCCAAGGUCACACAGCAGUCACUGUGGACACUAGAUGUGAGGCCAGGGCUUCCUGUCUCCUCCGGCUGCCUCUGCUGCCCUCAUCAGCUGUGCCUUCUGAGAGCUUGCCCUGGGGGGGCCCCUGUGGGCAUGCCAGAGAGAGGCCCAAGGGACACGAAGUGGCAGGGGGAUAGCUUGGAAACCUGGAGCACCCUAUUCAGCCCUGUUUCUUUUUGUUUUUUGUUUUUAACCAAAUGUGGCUUUAGUGGUCACAAAACCACUCUGGGGAAAGAAGAAGGUUGGGGUGCACAAGGAGGCUGAGGCAAGAGGAGCAGUGUUGUGGCCCCUCUUAACCAUCACCGGCUCUGUGACCACAAGUUCAGUUUCUUUGUCUGUAAAAUGGAACGGCUAAUACUUCUUUUUCCAGUUUACUGAACAGUAAGAAUGCGGCAAGGCACAAACCUCACUGUUUUAUCUUCCUCCUACCAGUACUGUCUGCUGCAUGUCUAAUUUCCCUUUCCCAUCCAUAAAUUGUUUAUUUGGCAAACUCCAAA
Canis lupus familiaris (dog) is the source of this 8064-nucleotide messenger RNA. RefSeq names its product purinergic receptor P2Y2 (gene P2RY2). The transcript is spliced from 2 exons. Gene Ontology annotation, molecular function: G protein-coupled UTP receptor activity; A1 adenosine receptor binding; G protein-coupled purinergic nucleotide receptor activity. Gene Ontology annotation, biological process: blood vessel diameter maintenance; phospholipase C-activating G protein-coupled receptor signaling pathway; positive regulation of mucus secretion. Gene Ontology annotation, cellular component: plasma membrane. Bases 1015 to 2148 code for a protein of 377 amino acids. NCBI's taxonomy places the organism in Eukaryota, Metazoa, Chordata, Mammalia, Carnivora, Canidae. The record is from RefSeq and is a predicted model, not a curated record.